Messenger RNA from Acaulospora colombiana, 422 nucleotides. NCBI's taxonomy places the organism in Eukaryota, Fungi, Glomeromycota, Glomeromycetes, Diversisporales, Acaulosporaceae. The record is from the annotation of a GenBank genome assembly.
GUCAGCAAGGACUCGGUAAACUCGAAAAGCAGUUAAACGUACAAGAUGGCGGGGAGCGAGCAGCGAUAGAACAUCUUGCCGCUAGAAGUCGCCUGCCUGAAUUGCUCCGAGAAGGUCAAUCGGACAUUCUUCUCCAAAUCGUGCCUAAUUUCAUCGGCUUCGUUGACGACAUCGGGGUGGUCUUCUGGCUUUUGGGAAAGACGAGCAAUGACGGAACGAGCUUCAUCCCAGCGUCCCUUUUCACCGAGCCAGCGAGGAGAUUCCUUCUCAAAGAGCAUGGUCACGACGAGGAGGAUUCCGGGAAUGUGCUGCAAGGCGAAGGGGAUACGCCAGAUCUUGGAAGAUGGGUUGGCAUCUCCAAUGUCGAGGAGCAAGCCGUAGUUGAUCCAGAAGGAAAUAGCGAUACCGAUGACGAUGAAUAG